This is a messenger RNA of Pezoporus flaviventris, 2956 nucleotides long. RefSeq names its product synapse differentiation inducing 1 like (gene SYNDIG1L). Lineage: Eukaryota; Metazoa; Chordata; Aves; Psittaciformes; Psittacidae. Bases 347 to 1072 code for a protein of 241 amino acids. The record is from RefSeq and is a predicted model, not a curated record. The transcript is spliced from 4 exons. Gene Ontology annotation, cellular component: membrane; intracellular membrane-bounded organelle.
UGAUUCCGCACCCAGCCAGCGAGCGCGGGGUCUCUGGGCACGAACGCCGAGUACGGCUGUGCUGCAGCUAGAGGGCUUCGCUGCUGCCGCACACAUCCCGUGUGCUGCCUGGUGCGCUGCCGCACACCCAGGCACCGGCGGGGCUCCGCCGCGCCGCUCCUCGCCGCUCCCGCUGCCCACGGCCGGCCCCGCCGCAGGGCCGCCCGCCCGCCCGGGCCCCGCAGCACAGGCGCUGCCGCCGCCGUCAUGCCUGCCGCUGCUGCUGCGCUCCUGCCGCCGGGCCGCCAACUUGGCGGGUGAGCCCCUCCUCGACACGCAGGAUUUCUCCCCCACCACUACCGGCAGCAUGGAGAGCGUGCGGGAGCUCCAAAACCCACUGUUGGCCAAGGCCAAUGGGCACCUGCACAGCAGCUAUUCUUACCACCAGCAUCACAGCCAGGACUACCCCAGCCAUCGCUGCCAAGGGAAACUGUAUUCCUACAUCUUCCAGAACACUGGUGGUGCCAGGACUCAUCAGCUGCUGGAUGCCAGCUCCCUGCAGCUGGCCGUUGAAGCCUUGUACGGCCCCAGUUUCAUCCUCGUGAAGGAUGAGACCACUCUUAAGGCCAAGGACAGCAAGAUGGAGAGCUGCGAGACCACCUUUACAGAGAGUAAAGAGGCUCCACCCGAAGCUCCUGACGCACAUGAGGCACAAGGGUCCUGCCGGGUGGAGAGUGACAUCCGCAUACAAACCGUGUCCUACGAGGUGGAGGAAGAGGAGCUCCAGGAGUACGAGAGCGACUCCUCCAGUGACAGUGAAAGCGAGGACCAUUUCCUGAUGCUUCCACCCCGUGACCACCUGGGCUUGGCCCUCUUCUCCAUGCUGUGCUGCUUCUGGCCCUUGGGGAUUGCUGCCUUCUACUUCUCACAAGGGACCAGCAAGGCUGUCUCCAAAGGAGAUUUCCACCUGGCCAGUUCAGCUUCCCGUCGAGCUCUCUUCCUCGCCGCGCUCUCCAUAACCAUUGGCACAGGAGUGUACAUCGGGGUGGUGGUAGCGCUGAUCGCUUAUCUCUCCAAAGGGGGCCACGUAUAGCUGCCAUCUGCACGUCAGCACUGUCCCCAGCCGCCGGCCCUCCUGGGAUGGAGCUUUUCUGUGGAGCACAGGGCACCAGUGCCUGCAAGGGCUGCUUGCACAGCAGGACCCCUGCUUGGAUGCCCUAUGCAAGCUCUUUCCCCUUUCAGAAGAACAGCAGACCCCCGUUCUCCCUGAGGCUGUGAGGUGUAACUAUCUAACAACAGGGAAUUGGGCACCAGCCUGGCUGCAAGGACCAGGAGGAGCACAUUUUCCAGGUGAAAGACAUGCAGGAGAGACAUUGCAUGCUGCUGCUGGGCUGGGGCCACCACCCCUGAUGCAGGGCCAUGGAUUCUGCUCCCAGCCCUGCAGUCAGGAGAUCCACCCCUGGUGCUCAGGCUUGGCCCAUGAAAGGGGCACACAGGGAGGAGAAGAAAUAUGGUGCCAGGGAAUGACCACUCUUUCUUCUGGGAGGCCACAGUGCUGGGGAGGGGGGUCUCCCGGCUGCUGUGAUGGGGACGACAUUCUCAUUUCAGUGCCAUAAGGUGGCACCUGCCCCUCAGCUGCAGCCAAGUAGGAGGGCACAUCAUGGUCAUGACCAAAGGACAUGCUCUUCACAUCCCUCUGCAGACAGACCCCUGGUCCACAGGAGAACAUUCCAGCCACUGGCUCAUCCCAGACCAGAAACAAGGAGGAAGGCAGGCUGGUGGCUGCACACCAUCACUCCCAUUGUUGGAAUAAGCUGGCAGGGACAGCAAGGUUUUCUCCGUGUUAAUAGUGACUAUAAUGAUAAUUGCAAGUCAGAGGCCCUGUAAGGCCGGUGUCCCACAGUGCUGGGCCCUGAAGAUACUUGUAAAUGGCAAUUUCUACCCAAGAAGAGACCUGGGAGGGGUGGGGGCCUGAAGGACUACACUCUUGACACUAGAUCAGGGCCUUGCACAUCAAGAGGAAUGGAAAGAAAAGGCCAACAAGACAUACAGAGCCUAGGGUGGGAAUGCUGUUUGCAAGAGAAUGAGAUCCAAAGGAUGAAAACUUGGAAGGAGCCCGAAACACAGGGUCUGACCCAAAAACACUUCUUCCCAUGCCUCGGAGAGGGGUAUCUCCAUCCUUCCAAAAGCCUCUGCUGACAAGGAAGUCCCACGCAUCCCCACUUACAUCUCUUUUGCUAAUUCGUGUAUUGUCAGCAACAGUCAGGUGCUUCGGAGGUGGGUGUGAUGGCAAUGACGGCCUCAGGGGGCUGGUGUGAAAAGGCCCUGCCUCACCCCUGCUCUGCAGCAUCCACCUUGACUCUGCUGCCUCCUUCCCCGGUGUGCAGAGGGCUGCAGGCAGACUCUGGGUGCCCAUCACCCCCUUCCUGGGGUUUCUGGGCAGGCUGCAGCUGGCUCUUCAAGAGAUGCAGCAUGUACUCCAGCUGGGUGCCAUUCAAAUGUACAUUUCAUCUUUAAGAAGCAUGUUAAUGUCUGCGAUGCUGUUGUACUUGAGCCAUAAAAGAGAGAAGUGCAUCAGAGACCUGUGCAGAAUCUGGUCUGAAAGUUCUCAUUAUGUUUUAUAACAUGGAAGAGCUAAUAAAAAAAGCAGGAGAAAAGACCGUGUUUGUAAGGACAUGGAGCUAGCUAGUGAAGAGGUGAGCUUUGCAGGAGUGCUGAGCUCAUUUAAACCUGAAGGUUUUUAUGCAGUUCCUGAAGGAAGUUAUAAUCCAGCUGGUGUCUGGGCGACUCAGAGGGAGUUGUACUGCGAUGUAGCUCACAGCAAGCAGCUAGUGUUGGAAGCAGGAUGUUGAUGUAGGCUUUUUGCCAUGCAUGGUCAGACAAGAAUUAGGGAGAGAGAGAGAGAGUGAGCAUCAUGUAUGUUCUGCGUAGUAGAAGCAUAAAAUAAAAUGUGCUCAAAGAGGGGCAGAAGAACACA